Molecule: messenger RNA, 966 nt
Organism: Magallana angulata
Lineage: Eukaryota; Metazoa; Mollusca; Bivalvia; Ostreida; Ostreidae
Exons: 5
Coding region: 124-963 (279 amino acids)
Source: RefSeq, a predicted model, not a curated record
UCGUGACCUUUUAAUUGUGGUUUAGAUUUAGCUCUGUCUUCUCGCGGCCCGUGUGACCAGUAAAAAGCAGAAACACUUCCACAUGAAUGCGUAUCAGUUUAUCCGACGAAUCUCAUCCAGAAGAUGACUAAUAUGAAGACGAAGAAAUGGACAAUUGUUUUGAGCGUUUUUGGCGCGUUUUUCAGAUUUUGUAACGCUGGAGCUAAAGGAACAGUGUCCUAUGCCGACGACUGCCCCCAAGGUUGGGCUCCUGCCCCUAUUUCUGUACAGAACGAGAUUUGCUACAAAAAACUCAACGACACCUCUAAAUACAAUAAUGGCGCAAAAUUGUGUUUGGAAGAAGACCCCAGAGCAACCAUGGCGAUGCCCAAAACAGACCAAGAAAUUAAAGCAGUGGCAACAAAAGUUUUAGAAGGAGAGUACGCGUGGAUAGGACUGAACGAUCGUGAUGAUGAAGGGAUCUUUCUAUUUAAUGACGGCGACCCCUUAGUCCUCAGUGACUACAGAAACAACCCAUGGAACUCAGGAAGUCCGGUUUCCGACACCAAUGUAAACUGUGUGAAGGUAUGGUACCAAAAGGAGAGGUCCUAUAAAUUCAUUGACGAGGACUGCAGUGUCAAGCUGAAUAUCGUAUGCCAGAUUGAUCUGUUUGAUGCUUCUUCUUUCUCGUCCAACGCUGAGACGACUCCUAGCGAGUAUUUCUCUAGUGCGUCUACACCUGUAGCAAGCUGUUGUAUUUGUCAUGACAACGAGACGCCCGUCGUAACCAGCAUCGAUGACAUCAAAGAACAACUGCUGAUCGACAAAACGACGUUGUCGUCAUUCAAGCGGAGCAAAACGUCAGCCGAGGAUAUCCGGAUAUCGUCACGGUAUAUUGGACUUGCCGGUUCAGUGGUCAUCGCGUCGGUCCUUGGGCUUAUCGUUUCAUUGGAUGCGUUCAAAUUCCUAAAAAUGUGUAGAUGACUA